Lachancea fermentati is the source of this 918-nucleotide messenger RNA. The record is from the annotation of a GenBank genome assembly. Lineage: Eukaryota; Fungi; Ascomycota; Saccharomycetes; Saccharomycetales; Saccharomycetaceae.
AUGGCUACGCCUGCCAACCUCCAUCCGGGGCUCAAUGAAAUCUCAGACGCACUGGAAGAGUUGCCCAUCGAGGUAUCACGCUACAUGACGCUUCUGCGCGAAAUCGACGCCAAGUGCGUGCACACCGUCCCGGAACUCAACGCAAACAUCGACGGAUUUCUCAAACGCCAAGACGGCAAUGACCCGCUCGCUGCCAUCAACGGGCUGUUCCAGGAUCUCAUGCCCUCUCUCGAGGAAAAAAUGCACGUGUCUGCGAUCGCGUACGAGGCGCUGCAGCGGCUCACGCAGCGUCUGGAGCUCGCGUACGAGGUCGCCAUCAAAAACGGCGAGAUCCCUGCCAAGCUGCGUCUCGGUGUGGACAACCACCCGGCCAUGCACCUCCACCACGAGCUCAUGGCCAAGAUCGACUCCAAGGCCAACAGCAAGUCCUCGCAGGCCCUGCGCAGCGAGUCCCGCCGCGAGGCCAUGGCCGCCAAACGUCACACCGCGGCCGUUGCCGCGCCGGUCCACCAUAAUUCGCCAGCCACAACCAACGCCCAGGCCCCCUCCGACGGCCGCAAGCGCAGGGCCCACACGGUCGCCACCGCCGCCGCUUCUGCUUCUCUCGCAGCGUCCUCUGCCCAUGGCUCGUCCACUGCUGCCGUAGCGGGCUCCGCCGUAGUGGCCCAGGCCGCUGACACGCCCGACGCCAAGAAACGCAAGCGUAAGCUCUCCCCCAAGGACGCGGACCCGCACGCCCCACGCACCAACGAGUAUGGCGAGGCACUCUACUGCUACUGUAACCAGGUCGCAUACGGCGAGAUGGUCGGCUGUGAUGGCGACAAUUGCACCCUAGAGUGGUUCCAUCUACCCUGUAUUGGGCUAGAAACCUUGCCAAAGGGCAAAUGGUACUGUGACGACUGUCGAAAGAUGCUAUAA